Molecule: messenger RNA, 435 nt
Organism: Lycium ferocissimum
Lineage: Eukaryota; Viridiplantae; Streptophyta; Magnoliopsida; Solanales; Solanaceae
Exons: 1
Coding region: 1-435 (144 amino acids)
Source: RefSeq, a predicted model, not a curated record
AUGCAACAGCGUCACUUUUCCAAUAACGACGCCUUGGUUAUCACCGUCUUCAUUGACUGCUUCCAAGUAAAGAGGGUGAUGGUCGAUCCGAGGAGUUUAGCUAAUAUCAUCCACUGGAAACUGGUGGAGCAAAUGGGGCUGCUAGAAAAAAUCAUACCGGCUGCAAAGGCCCUUGCUGGUUUCAACAUGUCCAGUGAAACUACUAAAAGGGAGAUCGAUUUGCCUAUGAAAUCCAGAGGAGUUGUAACAAAGUUCUAUGUGAUUGAUGGUGACAUGCGCUAUAAUGCAAUCUUUGGAAGGCUUUGGCUCCAUGAUAUAAAGGCGGUUCCCUCGAACUGCGUUCUUUUCGAAGUUCUUUACUCUAAAAAGAUCGAGCGGCAUUCGGAGGAACAGCUGCAGCAAAGGAGAUGUUUGCAAUUGAGGACCCUAAAGUAA